Seriola aureovittata is the source of this 2099-nucleotide messenger RNA. It is a transcript of the gene tm7sf2, whose product is annotated as transmembrane 7 superfamily member 2. The coding region runs from base 277 to 1554 and encodes 425 amino acids. Gene Ontology annotation, molecular function: oxidoreductase activity, acting on the CH-CH group of donors, NAD or NADP as acceptor. Gene Ontology annotation, biological process: sterol biosynthetic process. The transcript is spliced from 11 exons. Gene Ontology annotation, cellular component: endoplasmic reticulum membrane; nuclear inner membrane. The record is from RefSeq and is a predicted model, not a curated record. Lineage: Eukaryota; Metazoa; Chordata; Actinopteri; Carangiformes; Carangidae.
CGUGCUGGAAGACGUGGGCCGGGGGCGUGUCCUUCUGCAUGCUGCUGGAUGGAUGUUCAGGAGUAGCACUGAUGCACAGUCCCGUCUGCAGCUCCGUGUCACACACCGGUAAGACACUGUACUAACUGUACUACAAGACAAGCAACCUUUCACUCUUUACAGACGCUGUUUUACCGCGAAGCCUCCGCGUCUCCCGCGCUCACAUCAUCUCAGCAUCGUCAGAUGUCUUUAUUCUGACUGAACUGCAUCAGCCUGUCUUUUCACAGGAGACCAAUAAUGAGGCCGAACAGUCAAGCAGCCAAACACAGAUCCUCACACGACACAGAGAGGGAGUUUGGAGGAACCCUGGGUGCCGUAUGUAUUCCCAUCUUUCUUCCGUUGACGGUGCUGUUCCUGAUCUGUGUGAGUCGAUCCCCUGAGGCCUCUGUUCUCCAGUGGCCUCCUCCCCUCCCCUCCGCUGAUCAGCUGUGGGAGCCUCUGGCCCCCGUGCUUCUGCUGGGAUGGAUCGGUCUGCACGCCCUCCUCUAUUUGACGCCAGUAGGAAAGGUGUCUGAAGGAUUAGUGCUGAGGGAUGGAACACGCCUCAAGUAUCCCAUAAAUGGUUUUCAUGGCCUGUGCAUCAGCGGUGUGCUGCUGAUGUUGUUGCUGGGGCUCGGGGCUCCUCUUGGGUAUCUGUUUGAGCUGCUGUUGCCUCUGGCAGUGUGUGCAAUAGCAGUGUCAUUCCUGCUCUCCGUCUACCUCUACAUCCGCUCUUUUUGGGCGCCUUCCCAUGCUCUCGCUUUGGGGGGCAACACAGGAAAUCCCCUCUAUGACUUCUUCAUCGGACGGGAGUUAAAUCCUCGGAUCGGAAACUUUGACCUCAAAUAUUUCUGCGAGCUCAGACCGGGUCUGAUUGGCUGGGUGGUCAUAAACCUCGGCAUGCUGAUGAAAGAGGUGGAGCUUCGAGGUUCCCCCUCCCUCGCCAUGAUACUGAUCAACAGUUUCCAGCUGCUGUACGUGGCAGACGCUCUGUGGAACGAGGAGGCUGUUCUGACAACCAUGGACAUUGUGCAUGAUGGUUUUGGCUUCAUGCUGGUCUUUGGAGACUUGGCCUGGGUCCCCUUCACAUACGGCCUGCAGGCAGCCUUCCUGGUCGUGCACCCGCAGGCCCUCAGUUCACUCGGAGCCGCAGCUAUAAUAGCACUGAAUGGUAUUGGAUAUUAUAUUUUCAGAAAGUCCAACUCGCAGAAGAACCAGUUCAGACGAGACCCUUCACAUCCGAGCGUUGCAAGGCUGGAGACCAUCGCCACAGCAACAGGGAAGCGGCUGCUGGUGUCCGGUUGGUGGGGUCUCGUUCGUCAUCCCAAUUACCUCGGUGACCUGCUGAUGGCGCUGGCGUGGUCCCUGCCCUGUGGAUUCUCACAUCUGCUGCCGUACUUCUACGUCAUAUAUUUCACCGUGUUGCUGAUUCACCGAGAGGCCCGUGAUGAGAGACAGUGCAGGGCCAAAUACGGACUGGCGUGGGACACGUACUGUCGGCGCGUCCCCUACAGGAUCUUCCCUUAUAUCUACUGAGAAGGAAAGCAGACGGGCGGAACCGGACCAAAUCCUCGUGACUCUGCAAAUCUACACAAACCCAGCAAUAACUUGAGAUGUGAGUCCAUUUUCAUUUACAUGGAUCACAAAUCGUAACUGGUGCUGCUACUGGGAAUCUGCCGGGAGCUCACGACGUUGAUCAGCCUUCAUUUGUGAGUCCGGUUGCAGAAUGAUGGAUCGCCACUUCUAACUCUUUGAAACCUCACAGCCACAGAUCGCGAUGAGCUGCUAUAGAUAGAGUCAGGCUGCAGUGCACAUCUCUUGUUCUGUGCACAAGCGUCUCAGCAUAUAAGGCUAAAGCUCUGAGCCUUUCCUCAUUAAAAAAACAAGAUGACCCUUUUUUAUUUUUAAUGAGAAAACAACUGAAAAACAGAACCCAGUGGGAAAAAUCGAUUAGUGCCUUUUUUUAAUCCAAAAACACUGGGUCACCUCAUUUUACCGUGUUAUUUUUUACAGUGUCUUUGUUUUGGUGAAGUGUAUUUUUACCUGUGAAACACAUUCGAAAUAAACAGAUUAAAAAAACA